Molecule: messenger RNA, 420 nt
Organism: Ostreobium quekettii
Lineage: Eukaryota; Viridiplantae; Chlorophyta; Ulvophyceae; Bryopsidales; Ostreobiaceae
Source: the annotation of a GenBank genome assembly
AUGGCUUCUCCCGGCGCCAAACCAGUCUGGUUUGGCUGCGUGGUGCCUGACCUGCUGGCCAACCAGACCAUAAAGGAAUUUCUGUCCGCGCACGAAGAGGAAUACUGGCCCGAGGCGAUCAAAUUGGCAACAGUUUACGGGAUUCUGGCCCUGCGGGAACGAUUUGGCCAGCAGCAGUUGUCCGUCGACGCGCUACGGGACGAAGCGCGCCGAGGCGCGGUGGUCCAAAUUGUAGGAAACGAGCUGCCGAACAUUCUGCAGCAAGUCGAGCAGCUUGUGGCCGACGUUCGGGAUGUAGAGAGGGAGCUCGUGAGCCCACGACAAGGAAUAUGGGAGAGUGCCUAUACUGCCCCAAUGGAGCGGAAGCAAUUGCCGCUGAAGGGAAGUGGAGACCGCGAAUUUCCAGGUAUCUGUGAAUAA